This is a messenger RNA of Acomys russatus (golden spiny mouse), 1875 nucleotides long. RefSeq names its product zinc finger protein 597 (gene Znf597). The record is from RefSeq and is a predicted model, not a curated record. The transcript has 3 exons. The coding region runs from base 314 to 1573 and encodes 419 amino acids. Gene Ontology annotation, biological process: regulation of DNA-templated transcription. Lineage: Eukaryota; Metazoa; Chordata; Mammalia; Rodentia; Muridae.
GUAGGGGAGCAUGGGAGCGUGGGAGUUUUGUAGUGGCCUCCGCCUCCUUUGUGGCGUCCCGGCUGGGCGUGGCUUCGUGCUGCUUCUGCCGGGUUGGGCGAGGCUUUCAGUGCUCCGGGGCUGCUGAGUGGGACCGGCUCAAGGCUAUUUCGGAGAAAGAAGCUGUCACUUCAGAUUCUCAAAGGAGCUUGAGGCUUUCGAGCCUGAGGGCGGAGUGGAAAGACCUGGAAGCCCAAUCGGAGAUUCUAUGGACUCUUCUCUCCACUGGAAGUGUCCCAAGGUGGGGAUUUGAAGGAGCCCGUCGUUUCCCCUGAUGGCGUCGACGCUCCCCACAUCGGAUGAGCAGGGAACGCUGCUGUUUGAAGAUCUGGAUGUGUAUUUUUCUCAAGAGCAAUGUGUGAAUCUGCAUCCUGCCCCAAAGACCCUCCGCAGAGAAGCGCCAUUGGAUUAUCUGGAGGAUUUGGAGUUGAUGGGAGGGGAAGACAAGCCUGAGACCAAUCAGCAGUUAAGCCUAGAGCCCAUGGAAGUUGAAGAGAUGUCCGCAGAAACAUACUCUACUGCUGCACCCCUUGUCCAUUACUCUGAAAAACCUGAGGGUGAUGCCUUAAUACAUGAAAGGAAAAUGUCAGGUGGAACUUUCACUUGCAAGACCAAGCUUAUAAGCCUCUUGGUUACCAUUGAAAACAAAACCCCAUUAGUAGAAUUAUCUCAGUGUUUAGGAGUCAGAACACUUUCUGAUAUUAUUGAAGUUCCCUGGGAAGAAGCUAAAAAUGUGUACAAGUGUCCUGACUGUGACCAAAGCUUCAGUGAUAAUACAUACCUUGUUUUGCACCAGAAGAUUCAUUCAAGAGAGAAAGGGUAUAAAUGCUGUACCUGUGGGAAGACCUUCAGUCACAGAGCCAGCCUGAGGACACACGGGCGAAUCCACACUGGGGAGAAGCCUUACAAGUGUGCCAAGUGUGCUGCCAGCUUCCGGCAGCAAUCACACCUGUCCCGGCACAUGAACAGCCAUGUAAAGGAGAAACGGUACACUUGUAGUGUAUGUGGGAGAGGCUUUAUGUGGCUUCCAGGACUGGCAGAGCAUCAGAAGAGUCACACUGAUACAAAACCUUACGAAUGUGCUGACCGUGAUCAACAUACAAAUCUGGCUUUGCCUGAAAACACAGGCUCAUCAGACACCCCAUGCCAGCACACACAGUAUGUGAAGAGCUUGGAGCAGCCCUCAGGUCCUGCUCUCCCUGACAGGGACCAAAAGGAGGACUCCAAACCUGGCAGUAUUGAUGACGAAGACUUUUUUUCAUUCUCCAGAUUCAAACCCUUACAGUGUCUUGAUUGUGACAUGACUUUUCCUUGUUUCUCAGAGCUUGUUUCUCAUCAAACCAUCCACGAGAUGGAAAAACCUCAUAAGUGCAAAACAUGUGCAAAAACUUUUGCUUUAGAUUCAGAACUUGCAUCCCACGAGAAGAGCCACAGACGAGGAGAACCUUUUAAGUGUACGGUGUGUGGGAAGAGCUUCCGAGCGAAUAUGCAUCUCAUGUCUCAUAAACGAGCCCAUAGGAGAAAGACCAAGUAAAUACAAGCUUUUGCUACCAUGUGGGCUUUUCAGUAUCUGUAUGACGGUAAGCCCUGCUCGUGUGGGGCACUGUGCUAAGCAAGCACUUUACACACAGUCCAUGUAAUGUAGGCAGCGUUAUUUAUUAAAUCUCACUCAGAACUGAGGAGAUGAAAUUUAUGUUACGUAGAUAGUAUAUGAAGCCAGGACUGAAACACAGUUACUGACCAAAUUCUAUUUAUAUGAGCCAGAGAAACAUAAAACGUCUAUAAAAUUCAGUUUUUGACUGCUGGGUGUGGUGGCGCAUGCCUUUAAUCCCAGCA